AUGUACGUCAAGACAGCUUCGGUCGUUGCGGUCAUCUUCGCCGCAAGCGAGGUAUCUGCUUUGCCAAAGGUACCCGAGUGGUGGAAGCCAAAAUCGUGGAAUCCUCCGCCCCAGCACCGUUUCCAGAAUGCCGAGCUCGGACCCCGUCCGCAAUACCUUGUGGCCGAUAUGGACGAAGGAUGGCUGAAGAAUCGGCUGUCCGCAUGUUCUGACGUGGAAGCUCGGCCAUCUAGGUUCAGUAUCGGUCACCGCGGCGGUGCCUGUCUUCAAUUUCCCGAAGAGACUCGGGAGUCGGUCGAGGCUGGCACGCGCAUGGGCGCUGGAAUUCUCGAAUGUGAUGUCGCUUUUACUAACGACCGCGAGCUCGUGUGUCGACACGACCAAUGCGAUCUUCAUACGACGACUAAUAUCGUCGCGACGGAACUAGGCGCUAAGUGCACGACGCCCUUUACGCCGGCAAGAGAUGGCACGCCAGCAACUGCUAAGUGCUGUACCAGCGAUAUUACGCUGGCCGAGUUCAAAUCCCUGUGUGGGAAGAUGGACGGCUAUAAUGCAUCAGCUACUACUCCGGAUGAUUUUCUUCAUGGGACACCCUCGUGGCGGACUGAUCUCUACGCUACUUGCGGCACGGUCCUCUCGCACAAAGAGUUUUUACAGCUUGUCGAUUCGCACGGGCGGGAUUUUACGACCGAGCUUAAGCAGCCGCGUGUGCCGAUGCCUUUCGACGGUGAUUACACACAAGAGAAGUACGCGCAGCAAGUAAUCGAAGAAUACCGAGCGGCGAGAAUCGAUCCAACACGCGUCUGGUUACAGAGCUUCUCGUUCGCCGACGUGGCCUACUGGCUGCGCGCUGAUCCCGCAUUUGGCAAGCAAGCAGUGUUACUAGACGAGAGCGGUGACCUUCCAGGGUCUUUCCCGGCCGCCGUAGCCAAUUUGUCGUUUUAUAAGGAUGCCGGCGUACAGAUUGUGGCGCCUCCGCUUCCGUACCUCGUUACGCUUGGAAAGGACGGCGAGUACGUGCCGUCUACGUAUGCGACGACAGCGCGGAAGCUGGGGUUAAAGAUCCUGACGUGGUCUCUCGAGCGCUCAGGACCACUCGCUCAAGCAGCAGCCGCCGGCGACUAUUACUAUUUGACUAUCGCUAAUGGUACGCAUAAGGAUGGGGAUAUGUAUAGGCUUGUUGAUGUUUUGGCGCGGGAAGUCGGUGUCGAAGGUAUCUUCUCGGACUGGUCCGCUACUGUCACCUAUUAUGCCAACUGCUUUGGAUUUUUCUAA
This is a messenger RNA of Daldinia childiae, 1275 nucleotides long. RefSeq names its product putative glycerophosphoryl diester phosphodiesterase family protein. The record is from RefSeq and is a predicted model, not a curated record. Gene Ontology annotation, biological process: lipid metabolic process. Gene Ontology annotation, molecular function: glycerophosphodiester phosphodiesterase activity. Lineage: Eukaryota; Fungi; Ascomycota; Sordariomycetes; Xylariales; Hypoxylaceae. The transcript is spliced from 2 exons. Bases 1 to 1275 code for a protein of 424 amino acids.